Messenger RNA from Chironomus riparius, 3595 nucleotides. Lineage: Eukaryota; Metazoa; Arthropoda; Insecta; Diptera; Chironomidae. The record is from the annotation of a GenBank genome assembly.
CGUUGAUAUUCAAAAAUCAAAAUUCAUCUCAAAACAAAAUUUAAAAUUUCCAAAACCGUUAAAAUUCAAAUCCUAAAAGUUAACGUACCUUAAAAAUCAGUUUUUAAAAUAUGCUGGAAUUACAAAAAGAAGCAACAUUCAGAUGAAACUCGAGAACUUAUGUUUGCACAUUCCAGUCCACAGCCAACUCAAAACAUUAAAUGCACAAUAAGCUUAUGUAGAAGUAGAUGAUUCAUUUAAUUUUCGGCCUUUUCCGUAUCAAAAAAACAUUUCACUCGAAAUAAAUCGUGGCUUUAAUCGAUAUUUGGACGAGAGUCGCGCUCAGAGAAAAUAAAGUAAGUCAGUUUGUGAAUAAAAGUGCUCGUUGUCGGAUGUGAACAGAGCUUCACGUUCUAUUUUAUUAUCACUUAUCUUGACAUAGACUUUGUAAUUUUGUGAAAAAUGGAAUCGCGCAAAAGACCCCACAAUGGUUUGACGACGACAAAUGGAACUGGAUCAAAUGAUGGAAUAACCGAGAUUAACGAGAAGAGAUUAAUCAUAAAUCCAACUUUUAAAUAUAGACAAAAUAGACCGGUAAAGUCUUAUUAUCAUUUCGAUUAAGCUAUGCAUCCUAGUUCACACUCAUUUAGUUGUCACAUGCAUCGCAAAUGUGUAUUUUAAGUGUUCAGGAGGGCUCAUAAGCAGCAUUAAAUUGAUGCAAUGUACAUAAAUUAAGCCGUUCGGUGAAAGAUGAGCACACAAUGAGAAUGAUUUUAUUUAUCUAAAAAGUUGUGCAUUUUGCGCUCAUUAGAUAUAAAUAAACACACAAUGCACAGCAGUUAGCAAUGACAGACCUUAUUCCGAUUACUUUUUGACUAAAACAAGAAUUAAAAUCGAGAGUGCCGAUCAUGCAUUAAUUAAAAUAUAAUCUUGUGACUUGAUCGUAUGAUGUACUUUUUGCCUUUCUUAUCAGCAUUUAAGUUAUUGUGCAAUUCGUAAAUUAUAUCAGUUCCAAUUAAUACUUUUUUCACGAUAAAUCGGGAAUUUUUUUUUCAUUAUCAGUAUGGCCACAUGUGAGCUUAUGUCACGUAAUUAAUAUUUAUUAACUCUGACUUAUGACAGGUUUAUUGAGUCGUCAGGGCUAUUGUUCUAGACAUUCAUGUGAUGUGGGAUAUUCUUGGACUUUCAUUCAUAAUAACGUUUUAAAUGAGCGAAACUUAUUGCUUUUUUAUUGCUCUAUGCUUGCGUCAGCAUUUUUUCCGUGAUAAUUAAAGGUGCUUCUAUUUGGGUGUUUUGGAUUUUUAUAAUUUUUAACGAUUUUCAAAAAUUCAAAUUUUUUGUCAAAAUUGUUCAGUAGUUCAGAGUUCGUUCAGUUCAAGAAUUUUGAUUUUGUCAAAAUUGUUCAGUAAUUGAGAGUUCGUUUCCUUUCAGUUCAAGAAUUUUUGAUUUUUAAAAAUCCGUUGAAUUCUCAGUCAAGCAAAUUGAGUUCAAUUCCAUUAUUUAAUCUCAUUUGUUGGCAAAUCUGCCUAGUCAUACUAGCGUAGAUACAAAUUUAACAAUGUUCUGCAAUUAAAAUUCAUCUUUAACCUUCCAUGCAUGUCUUGUUCGUCAAGAAAUAACAAUUUUAAGGAUCAAACCCAAAAAAUUGUGUAAAUCUCUGCAUUAACGUCAUUCAACAAUUGCUAUAGUGGCGUGACUAAUGUCUAAGAGUACUUUUUAUCACCUUGAUGAUAAAAUACGCUUUAAAAUAGUAUCAAGGUCAAGUCUUUUCUUGAUGAAUUGAGUCUUUUGCCACCCCACGAAAGUAAAAAAUGGCAAGUUCAAAUAACAAUAAAUAAAAUUAAUGUUAGAAUGCGAAACUUCAUGCCUAUGUGAAAAUUACAAUUUGAGAGUGACGUCACGUGUUCGGCGAUCAUUCAAUUUAGAAUUCUCUCUUUGCAACUCUCACAAAAUGAAUUGUUUACUGGAUCUAUAAUUAACCAAUUUAAAACGACAUUAAUUUCUAUUCUGAUGACAGGCUAGUGAUUAAGAAUGUCUGAAAAUCCCUAGUGUUUACAUCCUGAAACUCUUUGUAUUUAAAAAUCUAUGACGAAUUAGUCGGGUGAUGUUUCAGUUCCUCUCACACUCUCAAUAUAAAUCCUCUCUCACAAACUUUGCUGUUGUUGUAAUUUUGGAAAAAUUUAAGCGACGUGUUCAGUAAGACGAUCAUUAUCAGUAGAAAUUUAAUUCUCAAUGAGUUAAGACGCUAUUUCUUAAAUAAUUAAUUUAUUAAUUUAACUGUAAAGUAGUGAAGCUAUGGCUCCUUAUAAUACCUUCCCGACGAUCCAGAUCGCUAAACUUUCUAAACAAUCUUCUACAUUAUGUAAGCCGGCACCAUACUCAACAGAUCCAGAAGCAAUAGUUGAGCAUGAAGGAUGUGAUUAUACUCAAAAGAUAACAGUUGAGAUGGCACAGAAUGGAACAGCACCAAGAAAGAUUCGUAUUUAUACGGACGGAAUUUAUGACUUAUUUCAUCAAGGUCAUGCACGACAAAUGAUGCAAGCAAAAAACAUCUUUCCAAAUUCUGAAGUCUAUCUAAUAAUUGGAGCCUGUAAUGAUGAAUUGACACACACGAUGAAAGGCCGAACAGUUAUGACAGAUGUUGAACGAUAUGAAGCAAUUCGUCAUUGUCGAUAUGUCGAUGAAAUCAUUAGAGAUGCACCUUGGAAAAUUACUGAUGAGUUUAUGACCGAACAUAAGAUUGAUUUUGUAGCUCAAGACUCGACGCCUUAUGUCAGUGAAGAUUGUGACGAUAUUUAUAAAGAGAUUAAGGAAAAGGGAUAUUUUGUAGCUACUGAGAGGACUGAAGGCAUCUCAACAUCAGGACUAGUCGCAAGAUUAGUCAAAGACUAUGAUAUGUAUGUGAGAAGAAACCUAGCGCGUGGUUACUCUGCAAAGGAACUAAAUGUCUCAUUCCUUAGUGAAAAGAAGUUCCGUCUACAAAACAAAAUUGAUGAGAUCAAGCAUAAAGGAAGAAAGGUUAAAGGAGAUUUUAUUCAGAAAUGGGAAGAGAAGUCAAAUGAGUUUGUAAGAGCAUUUUUGAUGCUUUUUGGACGUGAAAAUUUGUUGGAAAAGAUUUGGGACAAGUCAAAAGGAGGCAUAAGAGAAGUCAUUAGCUUACAUCCAAAAAAUAAGAAAAAUGGCAUGAUUUGUGACAAUAAUGGCACUGAUUUGCAACCCCCAAAGAAAAUCCAACGAACUAAGCACUGCUCGAUAACCUCUGACGAAGACGAUGAGGAACUGAACCUUGCUCAAUCAGGCUUUCCAUCUAUCACAUUCACAUUACCGUCUAAUAAUUUUAUCUAAAAAGAAAAGUGGAAAAUGACUUCAAUGGCUGAUUUGUUGCUGUAAUUAUUAAUUCCAUUUUUGGAGCUGAUAAGGACACGAUAUCUGUGAUAUGAUAAAUUGAGGUUCUUUUGCAUGCAAAUUUGUUUAAUUAAACGACAAGAAAUUAAUCCAAUCCAAAUAAAUCUGAAAGCUGAAAUGUAAAUUCUUAGUAAGCGUUCUGUAGCUUGAAAAAUAUUAAAACUUCUACUUCUUUUCAUGUAUUCAAUAAAUAUUUGAUUUAUUACUAAUG